UCGCGAAACAUCGCGCACUCUCACAGAAGUUGUCCAAAAUCAGCGAUUUCUCAACCGAAAGACCCCUGAAUUCUAAUCUGUUCAGCUGGAUACGGCUUGUGGUACUAGUUUUUUUUAUUUUCUGGUUUUGUUUUCGAUGGACUAGCGCUUUUCAGUUCUCUGUGCCAAUGGAGAUAACACUCCAGCGAGAGACCUCCGGGCGUGAUUCAGUAUAUUGUGUUGGUAACAGCGGUUCACAAUAAUUUUGGGCUUGUGCGACUUCAAUGCGCAUUUGCAUCUGAAAGACGAAACUCGAGAAAAAAAAACGUUCGCGAAAUCCUUCAUAACGUGUGCUCUCGCGGCGUGUUGCAUAAGAUUUUGUGCUCGAAACUGAAAGGUGUGAAACCGAAUUCGGUACAUCUGAGUAACAUCGUGCGUGUGAAAAUGUCGUAUCAGUGCAAAAAUUGCGAACGGGAGAAAGACCAAAAUAACAACUAUGUGAACGCAACGUAUUCGGCCAAUACACAUGGAACUCGUGGCAAUUAUUCAAAUUCCAACCAUGCUGGAAGUGAAAAGAGGCAAACCAGAAGGUCCAGCAACAACAGCAACAACAACGGUAACAACAGCAACGAAACCGCCAGCGGAGGAAGCGGUCAUCAGGGAGCUAGUUCCGGAACUGGGUCUACCCAGGUGACCGCCAAAGUGAUGUGGGGCAGUGUUGGAGCGAUCAAAGAACUUCGCGAGAAAGAACAAGCCGAACGAAAUCAGGUCACCAGGGCCGGACGUCGGCAAUAGCAGCGAAAUCGUAUGAGAAGCACACGUAGAUUAUAAUUGUUGUUGAGCCAGAAUUGCAUAUUUUCAAUGUUAUCAACUUUUAUUCUAUCCAGUAAUUAAUACGUAUAUUAUUUAUCACACACUGAUCGACAGAACAAAAGUUAACGGAAUAAAAAGCAGAGUGUUGACAUUUCAAAACAA
This is a messenger RNA of Toxorhynchites rutilus septentrionalis, 954 nucleotides long. Its product is annotated as skp1-protein-hydroxyproline N-acetylglucosaminyltransferase. Lineage: Eukaryota; Metazoa; Arthropoda; Insecta; Diptera; Culicidae. The transcript has 2 exons. Bases 424 to 774 code for a protein of 116 amino acids. The record is from RefSeq and is a predicted model, not a curated record.